Molecule: messenger RNA, 1620 nt
Organism: Suillus fuscotomentosus
Lineage: Eukaryota; Fungi; Basidiomycota; Agaricomycetes; Boletales; Suillaceae
Exons: 6
Coding region: 1-1620 (539 amino acids)
Source: RefSeq, a predicted model, not a curated record
AUGGCAAGAACAGGUCAUUCCACCAACACGACUUCCGGAAGACACAGGAUGCGUCAACCACAGUCUCAGAAGCUCACGGACAAGGAGAUUUUGGAGUUGAAGAACUACCUUCCUGAGUGGACUGCUGCCAAAAGGAGUGAGAAGCGAGCGAUUUUCACUGCCAUAGCAAGGGCGGCCAGGUUGUUUGCUCCGAAGUUGGACCAAAAACAAUGGAAAAAGAGGAAGCAGGUGUACAAGACUUGGUUGUUCAACAACAAGAAAAAGAAGGAAAGGAAGGACAUGAUCAAGUAUGGGAGGAAAUGGACUCCCAGGAUGGUGGUCUACCAGCAAAAACGCGAAGAAGUGCUGAAGAGGAUUGAGGACGAGUCCGGGGUAAAGCCAGGAGAUCCUGGUAUGUUCAAACAUUAUCAGGCGGCGGUGAAGAGAGUCAUGGCUGAAUUGGACGACAAUGAGUUGGAGAAGGCUAAAGAAACAGCCGAAGAGUGGUCCAACAACUGUCCGCCUCCGGAGAUACAAGCACAAGUGGCUCGUAAGAAGGGUCCGGCAUAUAUGGAGCACUUUUCGAACGAGAUGUGGAGGCAAUGUGGGAUGAGAGUGUUCGUGAUGUCAGCUUGGAAGAAUGAAAAGGGCGAGGUGCUGUUCGGGAUGCAUGAUGAUAAUGAGGCCUUAGGAGAUGGGGACAGCUUCAUGAAGACGAAGGACUGGGAGGACAUUGAGCCAGUGUGGCAGGAGUACGCGCAGGAACAGUUCGGCGCCGGGGCACAGGAUGGAGGACCCUUCGAACUCGAAAUGGACGGGGAGGGUAUGCCACUCCUUCCGGACAUCACCGACACCAAACUUGAGGAGAAGAAGGCCAUAGUAAGGGCCUUUCUUACAUCGCACUAUCGGAUAUGCUCCGGGAAGGACAAGGCGGUUGUGCCAUGGAGUGCCAUUGUACAAAGUCAGGAUGACUUCGUGGCCCAGACGUAUCUUCCGGCGGAUGUUGACUUGAAGGAACCUUCGAAGCUGCAAAUUUGGGACACCACUACCUUGCUCCAGUUUUGGCUCGCUCGGCAAGAAACAGGCGAAGGGCCCACAUUUCUGUUCAAAGCAUGGAAGAACAAAGAUGGGGACAUGGUACCAUCUGUCAUAUCUGGCAACUCGCCCUCUCCUCAGACUCGUAUAGUGAGAAGGCAACAGAGGGUUACCAUCCGAAGGCCUCGGGAGUCAUCGACAGAAGCCGAGAGUGAUAAGGAGAGUGCCACUCAUCAUACGGAGCAUAAUGUGGAUGAUGACCUGGCUGACGGGAGACCUCCGCUGAAGAAGCCCAGGACGGGAGGUCCUACACCCAGAGGGCCGGCAGUCCCACGUCCAAUUCCAAAGCCUCGCCCGGCCAAGCCGGCCAAAAAAGGUGCAUUACUGACAUCACAAAUGGGAGACCUCCUCGCUGGGUUAACUGACAACGCGACGGGCGAGGUUAGAGAUGAUGUCGAAAUGGAAGAGAGUAUCACACCGCCGGCACAGAAAAGGAGGAGGGGCACUCGAGUCACUGUUGAACCAUCCACGAGGACGACCCGGAGUAAGUUGCAAAUGCCAGUAGACAGUACACCUAGAGUAACCAGAGCACGGGGACGCACUUAA